This is a messenger RNA of Heteronotia binoei (common prickly gecko), 2858 nucleotides long. RefSeq lists its product as uncharacterized. The transcript is spliced from 4 exons. Lineage: Eukaryota; Metazoa; Chordata; Lepidosauria; Squamata; Gekkonidae. Bases 8 to 2761 code for a protein of 917 amino acids. The record is from RefSeq and is a predicted model, not a curated record. Gene Ontology annotation, molecular function: protein binding; calcium ion binding.
ACUGGAGAUGGUGGUGAGACAGUUACCUUGGACUUGCUGCUGCUGGCUAGGGUUUUUCCUCUGGCUUUUGAUUGGACAAGGAUGCUUUGGCAUUGAGCUUUGUCGGAGCCCACCGUGCAGCAGCAGUGGCAGCGAGAGCGAACAUCAGCCCAGCGUCAGACAACAGUGCCAGGGCCCCCGUUGCUCAGGCAGAGCGAGCCGCCCGUCCCGAGCUUUUGUUCACACGACUGUGCGCGGGCAGCCACACAGCAAGCAGCAGUUCCCUGUGCUCCAGCAGCAGCAACAGCAACAGCAGCCCUUAGCAGAGAGUAGCCUGGGACACAGUGCUGUGGUUACGAGGGUUGCAGGGGAAAGUUGCUCUGGAGGAGGAGACUGCACCACCCGAACUCCCAAUGGCACUCUCCGGGACUGCAAGGGCAUCGAGUGUCACCUGCCCCUGCGGAUUCGCCAGAAGCCCCGGCCAGCCAGUCAGACUGUCCUGUGCCCCUCAAACCAGGGCGAAGGAUGUCCUGAGCCUGCCCUGGUCAAACUAACAGAGAGGGCAGCCCAGUUCAUUGGAGAGGAUCUUGCCUACACAGCUUCAGAACUGGGGGGUGCCACUCUGGGUGUUCAGCUUACCUGUGAUGUCAAACCAGGGGAAAAUGAGGUUCCCUCUGAAGAUGCACUGAUACUACAGCUCCAGCUGACAAAAGGACAGGAGAAAUUCAUUGAAAUGCUAAAAAGCCAGCAGAUGGUAAUUGUGGAUUUACAGCAAAAACUCACAGAGCAGCAAAACACAUUGGCUGCUCAGCAGCGGGAAAUCAUUGAACAACAAAGGAAAAUGUAUGAGCAAAUGGAUCUGAUAAAGGUCCAGUACGGCAUGCUGUUUGACACAGUGAAGCAAAUGUCAUUUCAGAGUCUGCAAGAGGACAUUCAGCAUUAUUUCCAAGCGAACCUCCAAGGCCUCCAGAACCAAGUCAGAAAUCACCUUCAUAAGUCAUAUUCUGGGCAUAAAGUAGAGGUUGAAGCAAAAGUGAUUAAUAUUGGGGAGCCUUUGCUGGACUGCGGCCUUUGUGAAAGUGACGAAUUUUGCAAUUUCCAGAAGACACCCGCACAGUGUGACAAAUGCACCUUGUGCCCUGCUGGCUUUUUUCAACUCUCUGAAUGUUCUGCAAAUGCUGAUCGGAUGUGCCAGGAUAGAGAUGAAUGCAUUGAAUCACCAAGCAUCUGCGGAGAGAGGAUAAAAUGCCUGAAUACUCCAGGAGGUUUCCGAUGCCUUGGAAUUGCGGAAAAAGAUGCUGCCUUGGGACUGUGUGGACAGGAGUACUUUUUUAACAAAGAGCUGCAGGAGUGUCAGGCUUGUCUCGUGUGUGAAGAUGAAGUGGUUGCUUUCCCUUGUUCCACAGUCAGCGAUACGGUUUGUUCAACAGGCAAUGAAAACAAGCUUUCUGAGGCAUGGACUGCAAACAUUGUCUUACCUUUGCCCAAAUCUGGCACCUCUCAAGUCUAUCCUGGUUUCAACUUGAAGAUAAAGGGAAAGCAAGCGUGUGAAAUAGUCACAGUUGAAGAGAACAGCCUGCUUUUCAAGCAGCACGGCUUGAUGUGGGCUGACCUCAAUUUUGCUGUGAAACACAAUUGUAGAAACUUUCUCCAGCUUUCCUUAAAAUUCAACAACAGCGAGGAAGGCUAUGAGCUCAGUGGCAUUCGUAUAGAACAGCCAGAAGGGAAAAUCUUCCAGAGUAUCAGUGUCAGUAGUGCUGCAGAGGUGGAACCAGGCCAGACCCUUUCAGUAUUUUUAAAGAGCCCAAAUCAAUUCUGCAAUCAAAGCAAAGACCUAAAUGUUUAUGAGCUCAACACACCCCUCAGUUUGUUUUGGCUGUCCCAUGAUACAGGGGCAGUGGCCAUGACGGCUCAAAUGUCAACCGCAAUGCACUACCAAACGAACUAUCGGCCAACGUUCAAAUUAACUUCCCUGUCUGACCCUUACAUGUUGACACUGGCCCAUGAUGGCAGGGCCAUAAAGUUUACUGAAACAGGAGUUGUGAAGUUUGUUUUCCAUCAAGCCUUGUAUUCCAUGGGUCAUACUUGUGUCCGAGAAGGUUUCUCUGUGAUUGUUUACCUCAACAGAAAUGGAACCAAUACAGAACUAAUGACAGUGCAUAAGUCUGGUGUCAAUUACAGAGACACAUCAGUCUCGGCUUCUGGGGCCACCAAAGCUGGAGCUGGGGAUCUGAUUAGCUUUGAGAUCCUUUCCCCAGCCCAGUGCAAUGUUCGUUAUUUUGGAGACAGUUCUGGAAUUAGUGUGCUUAGCCUCAUCUGGAUUCCGUCUGCAGUUUCCACUGCUCUUUCUGCCUUGGUGUCCAUUACGGGACUGCCUACAGGAGCUGUUAGAAACAAGUUACUGGAUUUCACUCAGGUCUCAUCUGAUGAGAAACAGAUACAGCUGGUUUCCACUGGCCAACAUGCUCAGAAAUACUUUGUAUUUACUGAAAAGGGUGUGGCCAGCAUUGCAUUUAAUUUGAAGUUGAUCCACUCAUGUAACAUGCUCAGAGUGACUCUUAACCAGCUUAGCAGUGGUCAUGUGCAGCCCACAGCCAUUGCUCAGCAAGUUGGAGGCCAAAUGCCAGAAGGAAGCAUCUGGACUAGUGUUUCUCUUCGCACGUCUUUUGAAGUUUGCAAUGGCACAAUGAUAUCUAUUUCUCUUGACUGUGUGCGUGGCAGGAUCAACCACAUUGCUCAUGAGCAUGGAACCAGCUUAUCUAUUUUAUGGAUUUCAUCUUAGCUAUCCUGGAAGAUAAUUAAAACUUGCCACCUUUCAUCUUGACUUUCAUUUCUUAUCUGCCAACCCAAAAAGUUUUGUGAAACAUUUCCAGCUGCAG